Molecule: messenger RNA, 6696 nt
Organism: Eleginops maclovinus (Patagonian blennie)
Lineage: Eukaryota; Metazoa; Chordata; Actinopteri; Perciformes; Eleginopidae
Gene: cmtr2
Product: cap methyltransferase 2
Exons: 3
Coding region: 80-2380 (766 amino acids)
Biological process (GO): 7-methylguanosine mRNA capping
Cellular component (GO): cytoplasm; nucleus
Molecular function (GO): methyltransferase cap1 activity
Source: RefSeq, a predicted model, not a curated record
CGCGCAUGCGCAGUGUUGUUCGGAGUCACGUGAAAGCGUGGUCUCGUUCUCUGACAGCAGUUACAGCUCGGUGUGGAGGAUGAGCUCAGGCAAUGGGGCGAGGAGGAAAGUCAGGAAGCUGCAGCAUUUCAGCAACACGGUGGCGUUGGACCCUGAAACACUGGCUGAGAUUCAGGGUCUUUUCAGAAAAGUUAGAAGCUAUGUGAAACCUGCCAGUGGGGAGUGGUGCCUCCCCGACCCAGACGUCGCUCUCAGACAACCCGCGGAGCAGCACUGCCGGCUGCAGGCCCUGAAGGCAUCGUUGAACGACGUGAAGAACCAGCUCAGUGACAAGAACGUUCAGGUAUGGCAUCAGCACACCAAUUCCACCAAUCGAGCGGGGGCGGUGAUCGCCGCCGUACGCUCUGCAGCCAAUGCAGAGAUCUGCACUCAGGCCUGGUGCAAGUUUUCCGAGAUCCUGGGACGCUUUAGUCUUCUUCCAGAGGAGGCUCUUCAGAACGGAGAGCUGAACACAGUCCAUCUGUGUGAAGCUCCAGGGGCUUUCAUAACCGCUCUGAACCACUACAUCAAAACCAGCGAGUCCAUGCGUUACUGUGACUGGAGCUGGGCGGCCAACACUCUCAACCCGUACCACGAGGCCAACGGCUGCAGCACAACGAUCGCCGAUGAUCGAUUGAUUGCGAACACUCUGCCCUGGUGGUUCUUCGGCUCUGACAACACAGGCAACAUCAUGAUCCAGAAACAUUUGCUGGAGCUGCAGGCGUUUGUGGCUAACAUGCGUACCGUGGAAGUGGUGACGGCAGAUGGUAGCUUUGACUGUCAGGAGAAGCCGGACGAGCAGGAGGCGCUGGUGGCGUCCCUGCAUUACUGCGAGGCCACAGCUGCACUGCUGCUCCUGAGCCCCGGGGGCUCCUUUGUGCUCAAGAUGUUCACCCUGUAUGAGCACUCCUCCGUCUGCCUCCUGUACCUGCUGAACUGCUGUUUCAGCUCUGUCAACGUCUUCAAACCUGCCACCAGCAAGUCGGGAAACUCUGAGGUUUAUGUCGUGUGUCUGAACUAUGAGGGCAAGGAAGUUGUGAGGCCUCUGCUCUCCAAACUGAUCCGUAACUACGGUCCACAGCUGGCUGACCGAGAGGCACUUUUCGGAAACUCAGACCUCCCAGAGUCGUUUUUGAAGCAGCAUGAAGAAGUGUGCUCGUACUUCACCAGGCUGCAGGUGGACACCAUAACAGAAAACCUGCGACUGUUUGGAGGAAUGAGCAGCGAACAGAGGCAGUGGCUCGACUUCAUCAGGGAUGGCACGGCUCAGGAGUAUCUGCAUCGCUUCCAGGUGAGCUUCCUGCAGCGGAGUCGAUGGAUCUCCCGAAACACGGUGAGUCCCGCUUGCUGCAGCGUCUCAGCGGGACGACCCCUGGGACAGAACAAGCAAACAGGCUCCUUCAACGAGCGGAGGGAGUUGCAGACCCUGAGCUGGAGGGAGCGCAUCGAGAGGGGUUGCCAUGCCGCCUCGAUACAGAAACACUGCGCUGAGGCCAGAGGGACCGGCAGCGUGCUGCAAGGACCCUGGUCCAGGUGUCACGUCGACUCAUGGUAUGUUAUCGCCGGGGCUGCUCUGCUUGCAGUGAAAAACUCUGCGUUCUGCGAAGUAGGGCUGCUAAACCACCUGAACGACGCUCUGAUGGACACAGCAGCAGACUGGAUUCGCGUUCCUCGCUGUGACUCUUGCCAUGACGCUUGCUGGGCCUCCAUCAUGUCCGAUGUUGCAGGUCUUUGCGUCACUAAAGCAGACACUGAUGGGGACAAUAAGCAGAGACAGUGCCUGGUGUUUGGCAGUCGCUCAGCGUGGGGGACUGGUGAAAGCCAACAGGGGGAUUUAGUUUUAACAUUUUCUGAAGAGCCUUCAGUUCCUCACAGAGGCCUCAUGACGCUGCACGACGGGGAGCCGCGGUACCAGCAGCAGCUCUUAGCUUGUGUUGUGUGUUCCCUGCAGACCCUGACCUCUGGGGACGCCCUGCUGCUGCCAGUGUUUGCUGCCCUCACCCGAGUCACCGCAGCUGUUGUGUUUUGCCUGCAUGUGUGUUUUAGCUCUGUCACGUUCAGGUGUCCGUCCCCCUCGGGUAUUACUGGGGCAGUUCUUGUGUGUGUUGGCUUCUGCCCUGAAGCUGCUGCACGGAUACUCCCUGUUGUCACCGACGUCCACAGCCGCAUGGGUCAGUUGUUGAGAGGAGAGGAGGGUAAAAAUGUGCCGUCUGGGUGUGACAGUCAGGUGCUGCAGUUUGUUCCCAUGGAGGAGCUGCUCACAGGAGGACUGACUGACUUCCUGCGGACCAUGAACUCUGAAAUCAUCCAACAGAAGCUGCAUCUACUCAUGCAAUCAUAGUGCAGUUUAGUGAGCUGUGACUCCCUUCAUCGCUUCAGAAGCUGUCUCAUUAUGUCGGUGUUAUUCUCAUUGAGUCAGCACACUGUUCAGCUACAUGUCCCUCCAGCAGUUAAUCACUGAAUCACUUUUGUAUGCCAAUAUAAAAAGACUACAACACUGACUAAGCAUUGCACUCGAAAACAUUUUCAGACUCAAAAUGAACAGAGUUAAAGAAAGGAUCAAAUCUAUUCAGCAAAACCAGAGAUAUUAUCUUCUUUUCUCCAUUUAUUCUUCCUAAAUGAUCAAUACAUUUGUUCGUAUAAAUUCAUACUUUUACAAUUUAUUAAUAAUAAGUUAUUUCAUAAUGCCUUUUGUUCUAUGUACUUUAAAACAUUUUGGGUUCUACAAGGGCUUAUAUUUUUGAAAAAUACAAAAAAAUAAACCUGUCUCUUGUUUUGAUCGUAUUAUAGUGACAAUUGAAUAUGUGCUGCUACCAUUGAUAUGAUCAAAUCUGUUUAUAAUAUCUACCCCACAUAUCAGUUGGACUUUGAUGCAAAACUCCAAACUGUGAAGUUAAACAAGGUCACUUCACUUCACCAGAAAAGUCUCUAAAAUCUUUGAUUAUCUCAGUUUCAACAAAAUGAAGUCCGCUGAAAGCCUGCACUCAUCCUGCAGGCGAGAACAACAUUGUCUCAUGAUACAAAUUUGCAGUGCAUGAAAAUUCAAAUUACUUUCAGCACUUGAUCAGCAGAACUCAUCCGUGACUGAAUCCUUGAGGGGAUUUGAGGGAGGAGUGAAUAAACAACAGUCCAACCCACAGCAGCAAGCCUCCUGUCAGUCACAGAUGGUUUGCGCUGAAAUCCACCUCACAGAGCCGGGAGUUUUACCCCAAAGAGGCCGGUUGUGGUUUACAAAAUGUUGUUUUAUCCCAAGAUGAUCGGGAUCGUUUUGACUUUUUGCCAUCGAGCAACAUAUAGACGACUUCCUAUUAAUCAAAUGAUGUCUAUCUUUUUGAUUUCCACAUAUGACAGGACAGUUUUCUUGCACUGACAUGUUUUUAUACUCGAUGAACUACUAACUAAAGGGCUUUUAAGAAAUGAAACCAUAUCAGAAUAUUAGCUUCACGAAAUAUUUACAUAUUUUUAAGUUCUGGUUUAUGAUAUAACAACGUUGUUAAUGAGGAAUUUAUUUUCCUACUAAAACAAUAAAAAUGUGCACUGACAAAUGAUACUGAUACUGCUCAAGUGUCUUCUAAACCCAAACAGAACUGUUGUUUCUUUCCCUCCUGUCAGACUGUAAUGAUGUUUAUUACACACUGGAAGAGAUGGAUGAAACUGGAGUGACAACUCUGCUAUUCUUAGAUCCUGUGCAGAUGCACUUCUCCAGCAGCUGCACUUAGGAGGACUUUUAUCGAUCCAACACAAUUUUCAAGUCAUUCUUGGAUUCUGGGCACUGGAUGUGCUGAGAGGCACCAGGGUGAGAUUUAUGUUCUGCAAUCAUCUCAGGACUUUCCAGACUCAGUUUGUCAGGCUCAGCUCCCUGCUGUCAGACAUAACUCAGCUUUUAAGGUGAGGGGUAGUUUGAGCUAGGUCCACCUCCUGCAGCUUUUACAGAAACAUGCUGCUACCACAUUAAGGCUUGGUUUUAAAUAUGAAAUGAUGUCAUAUAUAUAUAAUAAUAUAACAGUCGGAGGGCCCGAACGAAAAUGUUUACUGAAAUCGUUUAACUAAAUUUUGCUGCUAAAACUAAAGCACGAUUACUUGCUGGUAAUGGAGUAUUUUUAUAUUGCAGUAUUUGUACUUUCUCCUUAAAUAGCAGAUCUGAAUAAUUCUUACUCCUGCAAAUUACUGCCAGCCAGUGUUUGAAUAAAUAUCUAUUUACUACAAUGAAUCUCUCCCUUGAACAGAAUAUUUACAUGAUCAGAAAUGCGUGAUGAAUAUGCAUAUUCAUAUUGACUAAUCAUCAUAAUCAUAAUCAGACAUACUUGAUUCAUCCCAAACUGGGAGUGAUCGUCUUGCUGAUCUGAACACUAGACUGUUGUUGAAUACUUUAUAUGUGCCCUUGUAAGCAUGUGCAAAUGUGAGUAAACAGACGCUUAAAAAGAUGCAUCCAAAUAACUUUUUAGGGACCCAACACUAGAGGUUUGAACAUAUGAAUAUGGAGCCUGCAUGGUGGGACUGCAGAUAUAAAGCACUAGGACAGCCUGCAGACUGGUAAUACUGAAUGUAUGGUGGUCAUCAUUCAGCUUCACUCCGAAUUCAGCCUCUACUCGAGGGCUGCCAAGGAUUAUUUUCAAAAGAAGUAGACUUAUUAAAUUAUGUGAAUGUGUUAAUGCGAGAUAACUGUUGUAACUGUCUUACAGUCAUAACUCAGCUGCUUUACUGUGUAAAACAGGCACUGGUGGAUAUGUGAGGUAGAUUUAAUUAGCACAGUGUCUGCAGAUAGAUCUGUGCAUUUCCAUUAACUGGGAUUCCUCAGCGAUCCAUGGAUAAAGAGAAAAAGCAGAUUCUCCUGCUGCAUGCCUUCACCUCCAGCACCUGCUAAUGUAAAACUGACAGGAUGUUGGAUGUUAAGACGUAAGUGAUCCGGCCCAGUGGCGUCGCCAAGGGGGGGGGCUAGGGGGAUGGGCAACCACAUACUGGCCCCUUCCCACCACUCUCUAUGAUUAUAGGUAUCAUCUUUGUGGCAAUUUUAAACAUAAAAGGCUUGUUCCCAUUCAAUUCUUUACCGGUAUGAGUGCACAACAGACAUUAGGCUGUUUAACUGUUGAAUAAGGAACCAAAGUGUGCAAUUCCUAAAAGGGGAGGUAUCCUGCUCAUUUUCAAGUUUCAUAUUUGUUUUUUGUGCCUUUAUUGUGACAUGUUUCCAUGCUUUAAGGUUCUAAAAGGUCUUUAUUUUUCUCAUACUGCCUGUGCUACAGCACCUCUUUUCACACUGUCUGAAAUCAGAGCCCAGGCCGGUUCUGUUGUGAUUGGUCAACUGCUUAGAGAUGUCCCGCCACUUAACCUAUCAUGUACAAUUUGUUGGAGCGCAAGCCAAUAGAAGUGGCAGUAUUACAUAAUGAUUUCACUAUCAAUGCAAAGGUUGAUUCCAUUAGGUGUUAACAGUUUGCAACAAUUUGCACGUAGGCUUUUGCACUUAUUCACAGCCAUAGUUCUGCUCACCUGUUUUCUUUUAGUUUAUACAUCUUGGUUUAAAAUGCAACGAUAACCCCGAUCGUUGAAGGUCAAAAAAGACGACUCUCUAAUCUGUUUUUGCAAAUUUCAUUGUUGUCCCGUGUUCAGUUCUGACAUACCUUGGUUGAGGGUCAAGCCCUUUAAAAAAAACCUAUAACACGAAACACACCAAAGGGUUUUUUCAUCUGUAGGUUUAAUACCUAUAGAGUUCCUGAUGUUGUCAUAUUGUGGAUUACUGUCAUGAACCAGAUCGGAGAAAAUCAUAAAGUUAUAGUCCCUUAAUUCGUUUGGUAAAAAGGAAGAUGUGUUUGUGAGUGGGAGACAGAGAGUGAGUGUGUGUGGUUGAGUGAUUGGGUUGUACUGUGUCCCAGGAAUGUAAUCUGUCCUCUGUGCAGUAUUCAGCUGUGUCUCUGCUCUGCGUGCUGACUACAGCCCAAUCUGAGUGGAUGAAGUAAUCACAUGGUGAACUUGUGAACUGUGUCCUGAUGAACUCAGAACAGCCACACAGAUAUGUAGUGAUGAAUUGUUUGUAGGUCAGUCGGUAUCCAUUCACACUUUAGGCAGCAAUAUAUAACGGACCUUUUAAAGCUGUUCAGAUUUUGACAUGGUGAUAAGGGGUCACCAAUGAAUCAGAUCCAUGUUGACACAAAUUAGCCCAGACAAACAAGCUGUGAACUACACAAGACAAACACUUAUAGAAUUAUAUCUUUAUUCGUCAAAACAAGAUACUGCGUUACAUAUAAUAUGUAUGAUUGGCAAAGAGUUCAAAAACUGCUGUGUCUAAAAAAUAGUCUAAAAUAAUGAGCAAUGUGUUAGCUUAAAAUCUGCUGUGUUGGAGGUGUGAUGAUGGAGCUGAUUAUAAUGUAAGUAUAAAUGUUCUUAUUGUCAGUAUACGUAAAACUGUGUACAAUUUUAGUAUAAAUGUGAGUAUGAAUGUUCAAUAUAACCAUGUCUCUAAAUGUUUAUAACACAGUAAACACGUUUGUAUCAAUUGCAGUAUGACUGUGUUUGAUGUCAGUACAAAUGUGAGUUUAAAUGUGAAAAGAAAUGCGUAUGAUGAUGAUGUUUGUUAAAUUAAAUAUCAGUAUUUAUGUGACAAAAAGCAACAUGUAUGGCUGAUAUAAAUACACAUCUUAAAAUAAAUGUUAUCUUUAACUUUGA